AAUUGAUGUAGCAGUACUAGUAUCUUCUUGUUCUGCUUCCCAAAAAACGCACCCGAUUUUUAUCUCUCAUUUUUUCAUUAUUAAUGAUUUAAUUUACAGAAGCCAACAAAAUGACAACUCUGACGUGGCAUCCUGGUUCAGUUCACGAUGCACACUUUUUUUAUAAAUUAUUUUUCUGUACUAGUAUUUUUAAAAAAGGAGAAGAAAGAGGAAAUUAUGGAUGCAAUUUUUGAUUUUCCAAUCUCCAGUUUUCCAGUUUCCACCAACUAGUAGUAUAUAUAAAAGCUCCCCCCCUCAAAUUUGGCAUCUGUCACCAUCCCACACCCUUCUUCUUCCUCUUCUUCUUCUCACGCUUGCUGCUUCAUGUACCCAUCAAAAAUAUCAAAUCAUCAUCAUCAUCAUCAAUAGCUUCGAAUAUUCAAGAUCAAGAAAUUCUUGAAAUUCAGAGACCCAAAAAGAAAGAAGGAAACUUUGAUCAAUAAAUCUUACAUAAUGGGUAUUUGCAGUUCGUGUGAUUCUACUAAUGUAGCGACGGCCAAGUUGAUCUUACACGACGGCCGGCUUCAGGAAUUUUCCUACCCGGUUAAGGCUUCAUACGUGUUGCAGAAGAAUCCGGCUUAUUUCAUCUGCAACUCCGACGAGAUGGAUUUCGACGAUGUCGUUUCGGCGAUUAGCGGCGACGAUGUACUUCAACCGGGUCAGUUGUACUUUGCUCUGCCGUUGGACCGGUUGAAGAGCCGGCUCCAGGCGGAGGAGAUGGCGGCAUUGGCGGUCAAGGCCAGCUCGGCAUUGGCCAGGAGCGGCGGUGAGAAAUGCGGGUGUGGCCGGAAGACCAUCUUGGCGUAUUCCGGUGGGGAGAAGGUGUUGAACGCGCCGUCCAGAAAGGUCGGUGAUUAUGAGGAAAUCCGGUCAAAAAGAGAGAGAAGGGGCGGCGGUGGUGGAGGAGGUGGCGCCGCCCGAGGGAGGAGAAGAGGGCAGUACACGGCGUUGUUGAGUGCUAUUCCGGAGUAGGAGAGAGGAAAUUUCCCUUGCCGGCCGGCGGUCAUUUAAUUGAUUUUUUUUUAUUUCUUGUAAAUACCGUAGUUUGCACAAAUCCGGUGAGAAGGAAGAUUAAUAUAUUAAUUUAGAUCAUUAAUUAAUCUCAUUAUUAUACUAAUCCGACCCGAUCAAUAACACCCCCCCCCCACAUCAUGCUUCCUCUCUGUAUACAACAAUUUUGCAACCAGUAAUAAUGUAUUAUGAUCGGCAGAUUAGAUCCAAUUAAAUUCAUAUUUUUUUCACCGCAUUUAGAUUCUUUAUGUCAUUUCAGUCCAUUAUUCCGAUAACAUUCUUAUUAGU
This is a messenger RNA of Oldenlandia corymbosa var. corymbosa, 1338 nucleotides long. The record is from the annotation of a GenBank genome assembly. NCBI's taxonomy places the organism in Eukaryota, Viridiplantae, Streptophyta, Magnoliopsida, Gentianales, Rubiaceae.